AUGGACCCGGCUGUCUGGGCUAAAGACCAGGGCUGCGCCUAUCUGACGAAAAUCAACGGCCCCGUUAUACGCAUCAAUCCCGAGGAGCUGCAUUUCAACGAUAUAGCAUUCGUCGACGAGAUAUACGCAUCUGGGGGCCGCAAGAGAGACAAGCAAACCCACUACCUGAAUUUCGUGGCCGGGCCUAUCAGUCUGGCCGCUUUUAGUGCACGCGAACACAAUCUUCAUCGACUCCGACGUGGGGCCCUGAACAAGUUCUUCUCGCGCACGCAGAUAGCGAAGCUGGAACCUACGAUCAGGCUCCUGGUGGAACAGUUAUGCGAUAAGAUGAUCCGGCUGGGGGCUCAGCCGGUCGAUUUGAACGUGGCAUACAGCUGCUUCUCCGCAGAUGUUGUCUCGGGGAUUUGCUUUGGUGAGGCCUUUGGAUUUGUAACACAGGAAUCAUGGGAACCGAAUUUCAAAAUCGCACUUCAAGCAUUGCUGGGCCCUAUGUAUAUUUUUCGGUUCCUUUCCCCCGUCAGGUAUCUCGCCAAUGCGGCUCCAGCGAUUGGCAAAUGGUUCGGCAAAGACAUUCGCCUGAUGCUCGAACAAUCCAACCAGUUACUGCCCGCGCGGAUCAUCAAGGCGCGCGAGGACUACAGCUCCGGCUCAAAGACCGACCAACCGAGCUUGUUUGCAGCUCUGAUCGAUUCUUCACUGCCGGAGGAAGAAAAGACCGUCCACCGUCUAUCGGGCGAAGGGUUCUCUAUGACGGCAGCUGGGACUGAGACAACUGCGUGGACACUGAGUGUGAUAACGUUCCAUCUGCUCAACCGACCACAAGUCCUAGCCCGCCUCACGACGGAACUGGAAGAGGCGAAUGCUCUCAGUCUGUCGUGGUUUGAGUUGGAAAAGCUGGGCUAUCUGAAUGCGGUUAUCAUGGAGGGACUUCGUCACUCCUAUGGUGUCGCGCCGCGAAGCCCUCGCAUUGCCCCGGACGAGACCCUGACUUAUCGGGGACAAUUCAAAGGCCACAAUAUAGUGUAUACCAUCCCCCCUGGCACACCAAUGGGAAUGUCAUCGGCGAUAACAAACCAUAAUGAAGACGUGUUUCCCGAGCCGUAUGAAUUCAUUCCAGAACGGUGGCUUGGUCUCAGACGAGAGCAAGCGGCGCAAAUUGGAAAACCACAUGACUUCUUUCUCGAAGGGCAGUCGUCAGUGCGUUGGAAUGAACCUUGCAUACUGCAAUCUUUACCUGGCAACAUCCAUACUGACCCUACGGGUGAUACCGCGGAUGAGGUUAUUGCCUUCAUGAAAAUCCUCGACAUCUCAGCUGCAUUCGCCCCGGCGAACAAGGUCAACGGCAUGCACUGCGUCUACAUAUCAAGUAGCCGUUCUAAGUACUUUGAGAGCCAUGCCAAAAAGUUUUCUCUCAAAUUAGCCCAGACCGCGCUAGGCAGACUGCGCAUUCUAUCAUCCACGACCGGUGGAUCAGAUACGAACGCAGUGAUCAGAUGGGCCAUCCUGGACAGAGGAAAAUCUCUUACAAGGACGGAGAUCGAGCGACGCAAGAACGUCGGAGAGAGUGGCCGGAGUGAACAGGCCGAGAAGGAAAGCCCGAGUCAGCGAAGCUCUGGCAAAGGUAGCCUCGGAGCAUGGAAAUCGAGUCUUUGCGGUCGCAUUCAGAGACUCAGUCCGAACCUUAGCGACGCCCAGGUCGAGUAUCUUGGAACUAUGAGCUCCUUUGAUGUUAGAUUUCUGCAUAGUCUCAUCCCGGCAGACCCUAGAAUUACUAGGGUGCACUCGCUUAUGACAUUUGUGCUGCACAUGAAAGCGGGACAUGUUGCUCUUGGAAGAAAAAAAGAAGAAAAAAAGACCUCAGGAGGCGUUGCCCUAUUAUGCAACGAUGCGGUCAUUGCCACUACCCCAUGA
Penicillium chermesinum is the source of this 1911-nucleotide messenger RNA. RefSeq names its product cytochrome P450. The record is from RefSeq and is a predicted model, not a curated record. Gene Ontology annotation, molecular function: oxidoreductase activity, acting on paired donors, with incorporation or reduction of molecular oxygen; heme binding; monooxygenase activity. The transcript has 8 exons. The coding region runs from base 1 to 1911 and encodes 636 amino acids. Lineage: Eukaryota; Fungi; Ascomycota; Eurotiomycetes; Eurotiales; Aspergillaceae.